Messenger RNA from Papilio machaon (common yellow swallowtail), 3094 nucleotides. It is a transcript of the gene Lap1, whose product is annotated as protein lap1. The transcript has a single exon. Gene Ontology annotation, cellular component: postsynaptic membrane; postsynaptic density; adherens junction. The record is from RefSeq and is a predicted model, not a curated record. Gene Ontology annotation, biological process: neurotransmitter receptor transport postsynaptic membrane to endosome; neurotransmitter receptor transport, endosome to postsynaptic membrane. The coding region runs from base 95 to 2830 and encodes 911 amino acids. NCBI's taxonomy places the organism in Eukaryota, Metazoa, Arthropoda, Insecta, Lepidoptera, Papilionidae. Gene Ontology annotation, molecular function: protein binding.
UCAAAAAAGUUUCUUAUUCGCUAUUUACGAAACAGACAUGAGUAAUUGUUUUUAAGAAUAUAGUUUUCGUGUAGAAGUAGAAGUGUUAUUAAAAAUGCCAUUCAACUUUUUAUGUUGUGUGAGGCCCGGAGUUGAAGAUGUCGUGGAGUUGGAUUACUCUCAUCAAUCCUUAACAGAUGUUCCCAACGACGUGUUUGUAUAUGAGAGGACAUUAGAAACUUUGCUCUGCCAAAGUAAUCGUAUCACAGAGUUACCGCGCCAGCUUUUUAUGUGCCAUGGUUUAAAGUAUUUAGACCUUAGUGAUAAUGAGUUACAAGUGAUUCCUACAGCAAUAUCUUCUUUGGUGAAUUUACAGCAUUUAAACAUCAGUAGAAAUACCUUGGCCUCAAUACCUGAUAACAUGAAAGCAUUGAAAUAUCUUAUGUUCCUCGACCUCAGUGUCAACCCUCUGGAAAAACUUCCUGAUGCCAUAACAAACCUCAUAGCGUUAAAAGAACUGUACCUUAAUGAUACAUAUCUCGAAUAUCUUCCUGGAAAUUUUGGAAGAUUAGCAAACCUUAAUAUAUUGGAGUUGAGAGACAAUUAUCUUAUGAUUUUGCCUAAAUCUCUGUCACGUUCUACUGAACUCUUGCGAUUGGAUAUAGGACAAAAUGAGUUUCAGCAAUUCCCUGAGGUUAUUGGAAGAUUUAUCAAGUUAAGAGAGCUGUGGAUUGAUAGUAACAGCUUCACAACAAUACCAUCCAUAAUUAAGCCAUUGGAAAAUUUGAUUCACUUAGAAGCUAGCAAUAAUAUGAUUGAAGAACUUGCACCAGAAAUUGGUAACUGUGUACAGUUAUUAGAUCUAAGUUUAUCUAUCAACAGUUUGACACAGUUGCCUGACACCAUUGGGCAGCUAAGUAAUCUGACAUCUUUGAAACUUGACAACAAUAGGUUGUAUUGUUUACCAGAUAGUAUAGGUCAGUUAAAGAACCUAGAGGAAUUAAUGCUCAUGUGUAAUUACUUAGAUAAAAUACCAUCAUCAAUUGGACUUUUAAGAAAACUGCAAUAUUUAAAUGUUGAUGAUAAUAUGUUGAAAGCGAUCCCUCCAGAAAUUGGGAGUUGUACAAAGCUGUCUGUGUUAUCUUUACGAGCAAAUAAAUUAUCAAAAAUCCCUCCAGAAAUUGGGCAUUUGUCCUCUCUAAGAGUAUUAAAUUUAGUGAGAAAUUCUCUAAGCUGUCUUCCCCAGUCCUUAUUAAAUUGUGAUAAUUUAGUGGCUCUUUGGCUCUCUGAAAAUCAAAGCAAACCUUUAGUGCCUAUGCAUUCUGAAGUUGAUCCUCAUACAUAUGAACAAGUCCUAACUUGUUUCCUAUUCCCACAAGUGCCUUUAACACCCAUUGAAUUAAAGAAUGAUCAUGAAAAACCUGAAAACACAGAGACACAAUCAACUGUAAGACAUAUUAGUUUUGUGGAUAUGAAGGCUACAGCUAAGGCUCCAGAGAAACCUGGACAGCUGCGAAGGGCACCUACUCCUUAUCCUAAAGAAUUGCGUGCAAUGGCUAAACAUGCAAGAAAUAUACAUAAAGAUGGAACUCAAGAUAUAACACCUCCAAUGCAAAAUGCUGUUCAUAUAAAAGCGGCAAAGAUAACUCCAACUUUACAACAAAGAUUUGCAUCAGACAACAAAAAGGAGAGCAAUAAUAUCUCAACUAUGGAAAAUGGUGGAAACAUUAAGGAAACUUUUAAAACAGCAUCAAUAUAUGAUAACCUACCUCCUGAAAAUGCUUAUGACAGACCAUUAGAUUUGACAUAUGAACAAGAUAAAACAUAUAAAAGUGUUGAUCAUGCACUAUAUGUUGAUAACAAUAGUACCACAAAUAUUGAAUAUGAAGCUGAAAAUGGAGAACCAUACACACAAAGACAUUACAGUAACAAACAUGAUAAAUAUCAACAACAAGAAAUUGAAAAACCAAACAAUUGUAAGCAAUCCAAUUCGUAUGCAGAUCACUUAGAAUUAAAAAGUUAUCAUCAAGCAAAUGAUUUAAGUUACAGGAAUAACAUUGAUGAAACUCAAAAUCAUUUUCAAAGGCUAAGUCUUAGUUCUCAAGACAGACAUUCAAAUGAGGAAACUAUUUUGGCACCACAUUAUAAUGAAACUCCUUAUAAUGCACGAGUUGAGAAUGUACCUACUUUUGAUCCUUCAUAUCAUAGACAAGAACAUGUUAUGUGCCACAAUAUACCAGCAAGCAAUUAUCAUGACAAUAUCUAUGAACAUGAUGCUUAUUCUUGUAGCAAGGAGAAGAUAUAUGGUCAACGAAACUACAAUGCCUAUGGUUAUCAUAGCCAUGGAGGCCAUGACUUACCUCCUGGCCCCAGGGUACAUACAGUAAGUCAAGUAGUCAGUUCAACAACAAUGCCAAAUUUGAGUAACUAUAACAAUGUGUAUGUGCAACCAACAGCUGAAAAUCAUCAUUUCUCUGGACCGUUACAUCAAUCAACAACUCCAAAUGCUAAUGUAUAUGGAAUGGCAUCAAGUCCUACUUAUAUUCCAUCUCAAUCGCCUGAAUUGUAUUCGCCUACUGGCCACACAAAUGCAACAAACCCAUACAGAAUGACAAAUACUCCAUUAGUAACGGAUGAUGGUAGCUUCAGUCACGUCCAAUCUCCAACGAGUCAGAAUGCAUAUGAAUUAUAUGAUGCAGGACCAGCCACUCAUUCUCCGAAUGUUGUGAGCCAUCGUCAUAGCCCAAGUGGAGCAUCUGAGAGUAUGUAUAUGAGGGGACAACCUCCUCCGUAUCACAUUGCUGCACCUUACACUAAACAUGCUCAGUACUUUAACGGAACGGGUGGAUAGUGAUGUCUGCAUUUUGCAGAGAACUGCAAACACUGUAUGUGUGAACAAUGUUUAUGUAAAUAUUGUCUGUGUGAAUUAAACUAUUACCAUCACUAACUAUUUAUUUAUCUAUUAAAUAGUUCUUGUUUUAUAUGUUUAUAACUGUAACUAUUUUCUGGAUGUGCAAUUUAAAUGUGAUAUGUAUUAUGUAAUAAUGUUGAAAUAAUGUAUAUUUAAGGUGCUAAGAAGAGGAUUAUGCAGGAACAUUUUUACAGAGGAUACCUU